GUCCACUCUGGUCUUCAAAUCUUGAAAACAUGGGUCGAGGGAGAGUUGCUUCAACUCAUUCUCACAACAAAAAUUCCUCUCUUUUGACAGUUCAGAUUUUGAUUGUAGACGACGAUGCUCCCACUCUUGGUAUUGUCUCUUCUAUGCUUAAGACAUGCAGUCUCCAAGAUUGCCUAGUAGAUCUUUCAGUUGUUACCGUCAAGAAUCCAUUAGAUGCUUUAUCGAGUCUUCAAAGUAGUGAUGGCGCAUUCGACUUGGUCAUCACUGAUCUUCAUAUGCCGGGAAUGAAUGGGAUACAACUACAAAAACAAAUAGAUGAAGAAUUUAAGAUUCCUGUUGUUAUUAUGUCAUCUGAUGGCAAACGAAGUGCAAUCCUAGAAAGUUUAGAAAGUGGAGCCGUGUAUUAUAUGGUAAAACCAGUGAACCUAAGAGAUCUGAAAAACGUUUGGCAAUACGCAAUGGCGAGUAAGAAAGGGAAAGAAGUGGUGGUUGCUGAAGAACCGGAAAACAAUGACGGAGAAGCAUCAGCAUCGACUGAGAAAGAUUCUUGCGAGGACAAUAAUUCUGCAUCAGUAUCAGCUAAUGAAGAGAGCAAUAACAAAAAGAAGAAGGGGAAGAAAAGAGCAAGAGAUCACGAUCAAGGUGAAGAUGCUCCAUCCGCACCCAAAAAGGCUAAGGUCGUCUGGACAAAUUCACUUCAUAAUCGGUUCUUGCAGGCCAUUAACCAUAUAGGACUUGACAAGGCUGUCCCAAAGAGAAUUCUUGAAUUUAUGAAUGUGCCAGGGCUCACUAGAGAAAAUGUCGCUAGCCAUUUGCAGAAAUAUAGAUUAUUCCUGAAAAAAGUUGCGGAGAGAGGUCUUUGGUCAUCACAGGCUCUAUCAGAAAGGGCCAUGAGAUCAUCCUUUGCAUCUGGUUAUUCUUCCAUGUUCUUGAAAAAUGCCCAUCAAGAUUAUUCACAGUUACCUGGAUUACAGCAGCUCAGACCAACCUUCCAACCUGGGUAUGGAGGCAAUAUCAGUGGUCUUGGUACAUCUAAAUUUGGCUUCUCAGGCUGUCAUAGUCAAGAAGCUUCUAGCAGCAACUCUUUGCCUCAAAUCCGCUUUGGACAAUCCAGUUUAUUUGGCAGCAAUCUUUCUAGUUUUCAGCAGCGAUCAAUGUUUGGUAACACAAGUCCUCUUUAUUCGUCUAAUGACACAAGACCUGGGUUAUCGACGACAAACACUGCUGGGUUGAAUAUGUCACCGAAUGGAGCUACUACAUUUGGUCUUAUGAACGAUGCUGCAAAUGGCCUCAGUAACUGUACAAGUCCAAAGCAAAUGCACCAGCAACAAAACCAAUCCAGAUCAACCCCACUUCCAUUUUUCCAGUUUGGCUCUGGACUUAGCUCUUCCAAUUAUGCUUCAAGCAUUGGCGGCACGGGAACUUCCAGUAAUUCUUAUUUAUCAUCUUUGAAUCCCAAUGGUAACUAUGCUGGAAUUCGUUUGACUAACGAGGGAGAGCUGAUUGGAUCGGGACAAGUACGAUUCAAUGGAAAUGAGCUUACAUCAACCGGUUUUAAUGGCGGUUAUGAUUCUAGUUUGUUAAAUUGGAAUAUCUCCAACGACAAUCUCAACAGUAAUGCACAGACUGGUGGCGAUAUAUUUGGUUAUUUGCCUCCUCAAGGAGGAUCUUCUUCUGCUACUUUUGGUAACUAUUUGGCUCAAGGAGCGUCUUCUUCUACAGGGUUUGGGACAGCAAACCCGUUCUCAUCAAUUCUCGGUGCUUUUAAUCAAGAGAAUACUUCAGCGUUGUCACCACUAUCUCAACAACAUAUUAAUGCCAGUCUUGGGAAUGCUGAAGAAGACAAUGACUUCGCUUUCAACCUGCUGAAUGAUGCUUCUAUCUUUGAUAACAAUUUCAAUAAUCAACAAGAGCUUGGUGAAGGUGAUCUCAGUGAACUACUCUUUGGGUCGACCAACAAUAUAACUCCUUCUCAGCAACAAAGUGCGGAAGCGGUCUUCAACGCUAACUUCCCUAUCAGCCCAUAUCAUGCUGGACUCAACUCCGGUAUCAGUGAACUCCUGAAUGCUGAAUUUUCUAGCUCAUGCACUAUUUCUGACAAAACUCCUUGGAAUGAACAAUCCUCUGGGCAGGUUCAGGGAAGGGAAGAAACAAGGAACCCCCUUGGUGGCAACGCCAACUCAGUGGACGAAAACUAUUAUCCAAGCUUGGAGCAGCCGCAACACAAUAAUAAUGGGGAUCCUAUUAAUUCUGAUCAGCUUAACGUCAGUGCGGCGUCGGAAGAUCAGGCUUGGGGAGAGGAUUUCUUGGACUUCCUACUUGGAAAUGAGCCCUACUGAUGUGUGCAUGAUCCAUGGCCAACCUGAGAAGGAUAUAUAAAUAUCUAAAUCCAAUCAUGGAGAAACUUUUGCAGUUUAGUUGAUUGGAUUUAGAUUUUAUAUUUAAGAGUUAUACAAUAAUCUGAUGGAACUUUCAUUUGGUUUGUUUGUUGUUGUCUAAUUUGCUUUCUCAAAGACUUGGUUUGCUUAAUGCGUAUGCUCUGCGGUUUAAAAUCAAAAUGUAUUUGUCUGUAAUGGAUGUUUUAUCCAAUCAUAUUUAUAAUAAUGCUUGCAAUGCUA
Ricinus communis (castor bean) is the source of this 2618-nucleotide messenger RNA. RefSeq names its product putative two-component response regulator ARR13. The transcript is spliced from 9 exons. Gene Ontology annotation, biological process: cytokinin-activated signaling pathway; phosphorelay signal transduction system. Gene Ontology annotation, molecular function: DNA binding. Bases 30 to 2339 code for a protein of 769 amino acids. Lineage: Eukaryota; Viridiplantae; Streptophyta; Magnoliopsida; Malpighiales; Euphorbiaceae. The record is from RefSeq and is a predicted model, not a curated record.